This is a messenger RNA of Schistocerca piceifrons (Central American locust), 4070 nucleotides long. RefSeq lists its product as uncharacterized. Lineage: Eukaryota; Metazoa; Arthropoda; Insecta; Orthoptera; Acrididae. Bases 140 to 628 code for a protein of 162 amino acids. The transcript has 4 exons. The record is from RefSeq and is a predicted model, not a curated record. Gene Ontology annotation, biological process: regulation of synaptic transmission, cholinergic; sleep; positive regulation of voltage-gated potassium channel activity.
UUGGAGGACGCUUGUUGCUUGUCUCGUUGAGUCACAACGGGAGGGUGGAGAUGUGUUUUGUUUAUGUUUUGUAGGUAGGGAAAGACUAGGUGGAAAAUCACUCGAAGGAUCGAAUUGACAAGAUAUUCCACUAACAAAAAUGCACAAGUUAUACAUAUUUUACGCCGUUUUGGCUACAGUAUUCUCUGUUGGUAGUGGAGGUUGGAAUCCUUUCAAGCUCUAUUGUUAUCGUUGUGUUUCUACCCACCCAGGGUGUGGGGACAAAUUUAAUUGGUUAUGGUACUGGGGUGAAAUUUGCCCAGAACCUAAUGAUGUGUGUGUAAAGCUAAUAGAAAGAAAAGGAGUCGAGACUGUAAUCACAAGAGAUUGUCUUAGCUCACUGCGAAGUUUUCGAACUGACAUUCCUGCUGAUCAUUAUGAAGGGUGCCGUCCAGCUACAGUGGAUGUCCGCUUGGCAAAUUAUGUCAACAACUCCAUAAAAGAACUUGAUGUCAAACGGAACUAUUAUGAUGAGACAACUUGGUGCUUCUGUUACUUUGACAACAGAUGCAAUGGGGCCCCAGCAGCUGCAUCUUCGUGCACUACAAUCCUGUUUCUCAGCGCUUUCAUCUUUUGGCUGCUUCACUGACACAAUAAAUUCUAAUGCUUUUCUGAAAGCAUCUUUUAUACAUUUUUUAUUGUACAUGCUCCUAUACCUAAGAGUAUUAUGUAUCUGGCAUUGUUCUGCAUUGUGUGAAGAAAUGAAUAUCAGAUAUUCAAGAAAAGACAUAAUUUUUAGAAAUAUAACAAACCAUUCUGUAUUGGUUUUAGAACUAAGAUAACGCCCUAAGUAUUCUUAGUGGCUAAUGUUAAGAUAUUGUGAAAUAUGGUAUUAAAGAAUCUCAGAAUUUGCAAUGUGUACCUUCCACAUGGAGAAGUGAAAUAAAAUAUUAAAGUAUAUUGCAACAUUACUGCAAAACAUAACAUUCUGAAGUAAACAUGUAAAAGAAUUACAUGCGAUUGUUGAAGGUGUAGUCUUUGUUGCAUCAGUGCAUAUUGUGCCUGAAAAUGAAUGCUCAGGAGACCAGUAUGAAUGGUUAAGGUAUUUGUAAGAAAAGUGGUACAUCAUAAAUGUUUAUUACAGUUAGAUAAUGAAUAAUGUACAUUGUUAUUAAUAUUGCUUAUGUAUCCGUCCAUUUUUAAUUCUGUAUUAUACAAAUCAGGUCGUAUUUAUUGUCCUUUUAUAAGAUGACGAUGUACAUGUAUGGAUGUAUGGGCAGUGUUUGUACUCUAUAAAAAAUUGCAAAAAAUAAAGGUAAGAGUUGAUAUACUGUCAUGAAACAGAGGCAGAUUUAGUAUAUUGUCAUAGUGCACUGCAGCCUGCAUAGGUAGUGUAACUGAAUUUGCAUCACAUAUUUGCACAGUUUGAAAGGAAAAAGGGUUCUCUAUCUUAGAAUAGAGAUAAAUUUAGUGAACAGAAGGGAUCACAUUCAACUGACAAUAAUGUUAGCAGUGUUAUUGAGAAGAAAAUACAAGUUAUUAAGCUUCUAAAAUAGUUCAGUCCUCCAAGACAGGCAAAAUUAUAAGAGGGAAUGUAGCCAGUUUUUGAAAGUUUAAAGUAGAGUAGAAUUAAAUUUACAUCAGUUCUUUCUCAGUAAAUAAGUGUCCUCCUUGAUGUGGAAUAUCAGUUUGCAUGUUUGUGGUCUCUUUUGUGUUUUUCUGCUAAAGAUCAGAGUUAUCAGCAUUGUUUAUUGUGGAACAUGUUUCCAUGUUUUAUUUAUAAAUUUUGUUGAAAUCAAAUCGAGUUGUAAAAUUAUGACGUGCAUAUACCUGUAAAAAAUUGAAUUUAUUUGAAUUUUAAGGACUUUGUUCUUAAUCGCCAUAUUUUGAUUCUAUACAAAAGUUAUCAUUUUUAUUGUUACAAAGAUUUUAGUGUUUUUCAUCAUAAUGUAAAAAUAUUACUACCAUUUUUACGGAGACAUGGUUUUUUAUGAACAAUGGAUUUGAUAUCAGCUUUUGAUACUCCCUUUGACCAUAUAGUUGAAACUGUGAAACAUUGUUUGCAAAGUUGACAUUUUAGUGUUAUGGCCUCCAGCGAUUGAAGUCAAAUCAAGUUGUUGCUCUGUACAUUCAGAAAAAUAGUGUAAUGAAGGGAACAAUUGCAGGCAUUGUUAAUGUUAAACUACACUUUGAAAAUGUAUGACUUUGCAUUUAGAUCCCUACUUUAUACUUGUCUCCGUCCAUUAUAUAUAAAUACAAAUUUUAUGAACUGACUACUUGCAUACUUUUAUAUUUUGUUAUCAUUACAUUGUAUGUAAUCCUCCAGGUAGCAAACUUUUUGUGUUAUUAAAGGUUGUUACUUGCCUAUUACAAAAUUUGUAGAGUGCUGUAGUGAUUAAUAUACAGGUAACAUGGAGCUUCAUUUUUUGUUAGUGUUAUAGGUAGUGUGUGCAUGUAAGAGUCCAAAUGACACUGCACCACAAAUUUGUUAGAAAGUAACUGUUGAAAUUACUAUGUGAAUGAACUGAUAAUUUAUUUGUAUUGUCAUUUUUGAAAUUUGUAUGACCAUGCAGUUGUCUUAAAUUUUACUUACAGAAUUGAUUAUUUAGUUUUGUAUUUUUCUGGCUGUGAAAAUCACCUCUCACAAACCAGUUACUGGAACAGUCAUCACAAAUUCUCAUAGUAGGCUACCACUAAAUUAUUUUUGAGAAAAGCUUAUUUAUUAGAACUAUCUUCGAUUUUACGUGCUGUCUUUUUUUAUUUUUUUGCUAUUGCCCUUCAACUUCCAUUUCUUCCUCUCAAGUAUUAAUCAUUGCAUGCCUUUUACAUAUAGUGCCACCAGUAGCCUUUGUUACAUACAAAAAUCCUUUUUGGCUUUUGCUCUUUGACCUUUGAAAUAUUCUGACCAUCAAAACUGACUGCAAUGCACACACAGUUUUAGGUCCAUUUUAAAGGCUACUGUGAAGAACUGAAGGAGAAAGCUUCACACCACAUGCAAACUUCCGUUGGAAGUUGUGUGGAGAAAUAACUUCAGCCCAUGCAGUGUAGUUGUGAGAUAAAAGGGUACCUUAUUACAAAGGUGAAAGUGACAAAAAGGCACUCAUUUGACAACACAAACAGUUGCAAUACAGAGUAACUAAACACAUGAUUGAUUAUUGGUUACUACUGCUCUACAGAAUUGUAGUAAAGAUUAGGUGCCCAAGAGUCUUCCAUCAAUUGAAACCUAGAGAGUGAAUGCAUCAAGAAAAAGGGCAUGUAAUGCAGUUGUGAAAGCCUCCCUUAUACUAAUGGUAUAUUGUUUCUUUUCUCCCUUAUCUUUUCUGUCUAAUAGUUCUUCCUUCUGUGUAUUGUCAAAGCACAUAACUUUUUAACACCUGCACAUUGUGCCACUUUUGAAUAAAUGAACAGUUUAGAAACUCCUAAUUGAAAUGCUGUUUGAUAAGUUUCCUUUCCAAGAGGUUGGUUUUUUUCCCUGCACACAACCCCUUAUUUCAGCCAUCUGCUGUAAAUUUGUUUUUGCAUUGCAGAAUCCUUGGACUACUAGGGAUCACCUUGGCUCCUGUUCCUUGUAUUUAUUUGUUUAUUAUUAUUUUUAUUACAUUUACCACAUUACAUUAUUAUCUGUUGAAAAAAAAAUCUGCUGAAGUAAAAUAUUUGCACCAUGUCAACAAAACAGUUUUUAAUUAUACUUAAAAGUGUGAAGUAAAAAGAAGUCAUCAUUACGUAAGGUGACAGGCUAACAAACUGAAGCAGCUGUCAAAUUUUGAACUAUCAAAUUACAUAUUUUGUAAUCACAUCCAUCACAGAAGUCAGUCUCACAAUAGACAGGUAUGGAGAAAUAUAUUCUUGGUGACUAGUAACUUGUUUUUCACAGCCAGAUUAUUUGUGUUUACAGAUUACUCAGGUAUAUGUAGAAAUACCUUUUGUAGUAUUUUUUUUAUUAUUUUUAUAAGAUAUGUACCUGGUGAUUAGGCAAAUGUAUGUUUUGCUUGUGGAAUGAAGUGCCUUAUCUGGAACACUGUCCAUAAAAAUUAACUUUUGGUCCACAUUUUGGACAUUUUGCGAAUAAUAAAACUUAUGUUUUCAACAUU